Messenger RNA from Phytophthora sojae, 2610 nucleotides. RefSeq lists its product as hypothetical. Lineage: Eukaryota; Oomycota; Peronosporomycetes; Peronosporales; Peronosporaceae. Gene Ontology annotation, cellular component: nucleus; MCM complex. The record is from RefSeq and is a predicted model, not a curated record. The transcript is spliced from 4 exons. Gene Ontology annotation, molecular function: single-stranded 3'-5' DNA helicase activity; ATP binding; single-stranded DNA binding. The coding region runs from base 1 to 2610 and encodes 869 amino acids. Gene Ontology annotation, biological process: DNA replication initiation; double-strand break repair via break-induced replication; mitotic DNA replication.
AUGCAGGCCGGAGGCAAUACCAGCGGCGGCCCCGGCGUGGGCGCCAAGCGCGGGCGCGGGGGCGGCGCGGCUGCAGCGCUGAACCCUGGCGCGGCGCCCGUGGAGCUGCUCGUGGACACGACGGCGGAGGCCGUGAAGACGCGCUUCCUGCAGUUCCUGUGCGGCUACGGGCAGCAGGACGAGGCCCUGGACGAGGGCGCGCCGCCCAAGAUCAACUACAGCCAGCAGGCCGAGGUCAUGCGCAACACGGAGACGUCGUCGCUGUUCGUGGACUUCUCGCACGUGCUCGAGUUCGACCCGGACCUGGCGCAGGCCCUGCAGGCCCAGUACUACCGCUGGGAGCCGUACCUGCGGCGCAGCGUCUUCGAGUUCAUCCGCCUCGAGGACGCGGCCUACACGGUCAACGAGGACGCCAACAAGACGCAGCGCGAGUUCUUCGUCAACUUCUACAACUUCCAGCACGUGUCGCAUAUUCGGGACCUUAGGACCAGGAGUAUCGGAGAGCUGUUGUCCUUCUCGGGCACAGUCACCAGGACGUCCGAGGUGCGUCCGGAGCUGCUGUUCGGAGCCUUUACCUGCACGGACUGCGGCGGGGAUACCACCGGAGUGGAGCAGCAGUUCCGCUAUAGUGAGCCGGUCAAGUGCCAGAACCCGUACUGCCCCAACACCUUCUCGUGGGAGCUCAACACUGAGAAGUCGGUCUUCGUGGACUGGCAGCGCGUCAAGGUGCAGGAGAACAGCGAUGAGAUCCCGGCCGGCAGUAUGCCGAGAUCUAUUGACGUUAUCUUGAGGCACGAGAACGUCGAGCAGGCCAAGGCUGGAGACCGCGUGGUCUUUACGGGUACGCUGAUCGUGGUGCCCGAUGUGUCCAAGUUCGCUCGCGCCGGAGGAGAGAACGCGGUGGCUACGCGCAACAAUGGCCAGCGACCGCGGCGUGGAGGAGAGAACAGCACCCAAGGCAUGGAAGGCGAAGGCGUGCGUGGUCUCAAGGCGCUCGGCGUGCGCGAGCUCACGUACAAGACGUGCUUCCUUGCGUGUAGUGUGCAGACGAUGGAGCAGCGCUUCAACAGCAUCUCCAUUCGCAGCGAGUUUAACGAAGACGGUGCCGAAGGAGAAGAUGGAGCUGAGGCUGCCCUGCAGGAGUUUAGCGAUGAGGAGCUGGCGUCGAUCCGUGAGAUGCAGCAGGACCCGGACCGGUACCUGAAGAUGGCCAAGUCCAUUUGCCCGUCGGUCUACGGCCAUGACGAGAUUCGGAAGGGAAUUCUGCUGAUGCUGUUUGGUGGUGUGCACAAGAAGACUCUAGAGGGUAUCAAGCUGCGUGGUGAUAUCAACGUCUGCAUUGUCGGCGAUCCGUCAACCGCCAAGUCGCAGUUUCUCAAGUAUAUCGUUGGAUUCUUGCCGCGCGCCAUUUACGCGUCUGGAAAAGUGAGCUCGGCUGCAGGUCUUACGGCUUCAGUGACGCGCGAUGCAGACAGUGGCGACUACUGUGUGGAGGCCGGCGCCCUUAUGCUGGCAGAUAACGGUAUUUGCUGUAUAGACGAGUUCGACAAGAUGGACCCGAUGGACCAGGUCGCGAUUCACGAGGCUAUGGAGCAGCAGACUAUCUCCAUCACGAAGGCUGGUAUCCAGGCCACGCUCAACGCGCGUACAAGUAUUUUGGCCGCUGCGAACCCGUAUAACGGUCGAUACGACAAGACCAAGACGCUCAAGUACAACGUGAACAUAUCGGCACCCAUUAUGUCGCGUUUCGACCUGUUCUUCGUUAUCCUCGACGACGGUGACGAAGUCACGGACCAGAAAAUCGCAGAGCACAUCGUCAACAUUCACAUGCCGAGCGAGCUGCAGGUGGAGGCGACGGAGACCGGCGCGUACAGCGAAGAAGACCUGAAGCGCUAUAUCAAGUUCGCGCGCACGCUCAAUCCCGUGAUCACCCCUGAAGCGAAGCGCAUGAUGGUGGCGUGCUACCGGAGCCUCCGCGAGAACGACGUCGUGAGCAAUGGACAGACCAACAUCGCCUACCGUAUCACCGUGCGCCAGCUGGAGUCCAUGAUCCGUUUGUCCGAGGCUCUGGCCCGACUCGACCUCAUGGACACGGUGCUGGUCUCGCAUGUGCAAGAGGCCUACCGGUUACUGAGCAAGUCGAUCAUCCACGUCGAUACGCAGAACGUUGAGCUGGAGAUGCCUGUCCCCCCCAAGCAGGGUUCGACUACGUCGUCUUCUCUCUCGUUCGAGCGCUUCGCUAGGAUCCAGAAGGCUAUCGGCCGGUUCGUCCGAGAAAAGGAGGAGGAGGCGAUGAGCGCCAAGCUCGCUCGCGAUGCCAUCCGCGCACAGACAGCAGCGAGCGGAGAAGGGGAGCAGAAGGUGGAAGAGGACGAGUACUAUGAAGAAGAGGCGAGCGGCGUGCUGCAGGGCGAGCUCGUGACGUGGUACCUGUCGUCGCAAGACAUCACGUCAGAGGCGCAGCUCUCGCGCGAGAAGCGGAUGAUCUGCUCGGUGAUCGACAAGCUGCUGCAGGACAAAAUCCUGUCUGUCAAGCUGUCGCCCGAGGAGGAGGACGCCAACAAGCAGCAGCGGUAUUUAACAGUGCACCCCAACUAUGCCUUCGAGUAG